AUGGAUGCCAAUGCUGGGGAACAGCUGCCAACGACGUCGGCCCUAUACAGCAAGUUGCGAAGAGCAGGCUUGCUCCGAUUGUUGGAAGCAGAGAAGAGUGCAAGGGAAGAGCAGCUUCGGCAGGCAGAAGAGCAAAAGAAGGAAGUGCAGCUCCGACAGGAACUGCGGGACUACAUGGAUGCCAAUGCAGGGCAAUCUCCGCCGACGACGUCGGCUCUAUACAGCAAGUUGCGAAGGGCAGACUUGCUGCGAUUGCUGGAAGAAGAAAGGCUUCCUAUGGAAGCGCAGCUCCGACAAGAACUGCGGGACUACAUGGAUGCCAAUGCUGGGCAACCUCCGCCAACGACGUCGGCCCUAUACAGCAAGUUGCGAAGGGCAGGCUUGCUCCGAUUGUUGGAAGCAGAGAAGAGUGCAAGGGAAGAGCAGCUUCGGCAGGCAGAAGAGCAAAAGAAGGAAGUGCAGCUCCGACAGGAACUGCGGGACUACAUGGAUGCCAAUGCAGGGCAAUCUCCGCCGACGACGUCGGCUCUAUACAGCAAGUUGCGAAGGGCAGACUUGCUGCGAUUGCUGGAAGAAGAAAGGCUUCCUAUGGAAGCGCAGCUCCGACAAGAACUGCGGGACUACAUGGAUGCCAAUGCAGGGCAAUCUCCGCCGACGACGUCGGCUCUAUACAGCAAGUUGCGAAGGGCAGGCUUGCUGCGAUUGCUGGAAGAAGAAAGGCUUCCUAUGGAAGCGCAGCUCGGGCAGGAACUGCGGGACUACAUGGAGGCCAAUGCUGGGCAACCUCCGCCAACGACGUCGGCCCUAUACAGCAAGUUGCGAAGGGCAGGCUUGCUCCGAUUGUUGGAAGCAGAGAAGAGUGCAAGGGAAAAGCAGCUUCGGCAGGCAGAAGAGCAAAAGAAGGAAGUGGAGCUCCGACAGGAACUGCGGGACUACAUGGAUGCCAAUGCAGGGCAACCUCCGCCAACGACAUCGGCUCUAUACAGCAAGUUGCGAAGGGCAGGCAUGCUUCGAUUGCUGAAAGACAUGUUGCCCAGAGGCCAGGGGCCGGACACAAGUCCGCUGGAUGAGCAGCUUCGUGGUGGUGCUGUCAAGUUUGUGGCGGACAAGACGGUUUUGGACUGCUUACCGUAUUUGGCCGAUCUACCAGGGACGGCGUUUCAGCGGUAUUGUCAUGACGCUGCGGCUGAUCGUCGCUGUUGCUUUGCGGACAUUGUCAUUGCUGUGUGUCGAGGUUUCGAAUCUGCUGCUCUUUUUUCCAUGCAGUCUUUAUCUGUUGAUGAACAAACUGCCGCUUUGGAAUGGUUGGAGACAUGCCCAGUUGCGACAUCGGAUGAUACUGCUAGUGUGAGAGCUCGUGUGGAAUCUUUUUGUGUUUCUGAAAGCAGGUGGCCCGACAAAGAUGGUGGCCACAGUUCAGACCCGGAACUUGUGACAGCUAUUCGCAAGGUCCGCUCUCGUCGUUUUGGAGUUGUUGUCAACAAGCGUAAAGGGGUGCUGUCUGACUAUGCGUUGCCUCUCAAUGAAGACCAGAUGUUGGCGUGGGAAGCCUUACCACUGCAUUCGUGCUUCCUGUGGUGGCCGCAUCAUUUGAAGGUUUUCGAAGAAGUGCAAGAGUUGUGGCAAAAUGAGCAGUCUUUGCCGGUCCGAGGGCCGCAGAGCGCCUCAGACGCCUUGGCGCAGAAAGUUCGGCGGGUCCGCAUGAAAACAUUGCUCACCGGCAGAAAAGCUAUGCGUGUUGCCGAAAGGAUAACUUGGGAAGAAGCAUUCCCAAGCAUUUGGCAGCGCCGUAUGCAGAAGGAAGCAUACAUCCAAGCUUCACAGUUGACAGAUUCCGGAGAUCGUUGGCCUUUUCGACGUGGUCCAGAAGCAACGUGUAUGCUGGCCUGUGAGCUUUGCGGCAGUGAGAUGAACACACAACGUGAUUUUUUGAAACAUCUGGAAGAACAUCAUGUGGCUGCUGACAGCGCAGGCAAUCGUGCAGAGUGGUGGACUUCGCAUCGUGUUGUGGAAGAGUAUCGCAAGCGCAUGAUGUUCUAUGAGCAAGUGGAAGGACCGUUUCCUGUCAAAGGUGAACAGAUGCAACGGGGCAUUGCCAAACACGCAUUUCAUCAAGUGCAUAGCUGCAGAGGCAAACACGCAGAGCCUCGGUCCUUUUCUUCAUGUUGUGUGUGUGCUCGUGGAUUCUGGAAGGAGGACCUUCGACCGGUGAAACUGUUUGUGACGGCGCUUGGAGCCACGGAAUUGGAUGAAGUGAAUUUGGAAGACCCUGCAAAUGAUCAAGAUGAAGCGGAAGAGGAGAAGGAACAAGAUGACGGUGUGCUUAGUAUAUCUCCUCAAGCUGUUGCAAGAUUGCAUUCACACAUUUUCGAUGUAUAUCGUUAUUCCAGACUGUGGCCUUUGAUUCCUUUAGCCGAACUUUUGGCUAGUACUGUUGAACAUCCGACUGGCAAAGACAAAGCAGGCCGAGCUUGUCGAUGGUUGCUGAACACAAAGAUGGUUCCAUCGCGGCUCGGUCCCGAUACUGUCGUGGAUGUUUGCAUGGCUUGCUCGCAGAGCUUGACGCGCAAGGUGCCACAGAUGCCCAAGUUUGCGCUUGCCAAUUCUUUGUGGAUUGGUCGUGAACCUGUCGUGUUUCGCAAUCAAGGCAAGAAAUUAUCUCCUAUGACAUUCUUACUUCUUUCCUUGGGCCGUGCUGUGGUGCAAAAAAUCAUUGCCGAGAAAGACAAGCCGGGGAGAAGGCAAGAAAAACAAAUGGGCAUGCGAAGCAACACUGUAGCAUUUCCGCAAGCUAAGAUACGAGAAUUGGUAUCCACUGAACUGCCUGCAGCUUCGAUUGAGACCCACCGUUAUUUGUCGGACAGCAUUUCUAUUGCAUUGGUGGGUUGUGAUCCGGAGGACAAUGCAAAGGAACAGUUCAUGGAAUUGGGCGCCACUUGUGCUGCUGUGCGUGCCCAGGCUACUCGGGUUGCAGAGGCUGAAGCUAUGCUUGUGAAGUUGGACGCUCCUGGAGACACAUCUGCGGAUACUGUCGUGGUGACUGUCGCGGAAGCGACUGUGACCGAUGCUGCGGAGACGGAACUGGCGGCGACUGCCGACUGUGGAGAUGACAGCGGUGAUGUUGGCUCAGUCCACAACCAAUCGCUUGAUGCGGACGAAGAUCAGCCGCCGCCUGGCUUUCAAUGUGUGGCGGCAGAACUGACAAGCGCGGACUUGGACGUGGAAAGAUGUUGUAAAGAGUUUGCUGCAAAGUUGCAACUUCUGGCCGCUCGGGCACAGCGUCUUGGUGGUGGUGAUGAUGCGGUGGAACAAGAAUUGACGAGCUUGAAGGCCCUGGCUGAAACGAUGUCGAAAGCUGAUUUGCAAGCAAAGCUGGAUGAAUUGGUGCAACAGAUGGAUGCUGCGGAAGGUGCCACUCACAGUUCGACGGGUAAGUGGGUGCAGGUUGUCCACACUGGGAGUGAUACCCUGUCGAUGUAUUCACCUGAAUUUUAUCAGAAAUGUUUUCCGGAAUUAUUUCCGUAUGGUGAUGGAGUAUAUGGCUUACCGCGGGACACUCCUCUGACUUUCCGCGAGUGGGCAAGCUAUCUGUUAGCAAGAGUUGAGCUGGAGUAUGAAAUCUCCGACGUAGCCACCUCUGAUUCUCUGCCAGAAACGCCGUUCCAGCCCCCUAUCAUUCCACGCUGGCAAGCAGAUUUGAAUUUUCUUGCUGUUGCUUCUGAUUCUUGGAAACGCAUGGAGAUGGUGCGCUUGGCUUCCGGACAUGUCCGGCGGAAGAAAUUCAAAGAUUCUCUGCGUGCUGUCCUGGAUUGUACUUCUGCCAAACUCAGCACCGCUUUGCGUGAGCUUGGAGAUCAUGCGACGAUGGGUGAUGUGAUGCGUUCAGCCAAGGCAGACACUCGCCUCAGAGAUGCGAUAUCGCAGCUGUUAUUCUUUUCUUCCGAUGUGGUGGGAUCGGAUGGGGCGAGACAGCAGCUGAGACAUGAGCAGAACGGUGCGAUGCUGAUGUAUGGUGGUGUGCAAGGCUUCUUGACGCCGAAUGUUGCAGACACGCGAAAUCCAUUGCUUGUGAUUCUACACAAUGGCAAUGUCGCUGCUGCUGCUGGUGGACUGACACCGGAUGGCACAUCGGAGAAGUACACGGUGAAUUUGCUGGACGAGGAACCCACCAUGCCUUCUGCCAGUCGCAUGCUUGAGAUAUUAGCAGAAAACCCUGUUGCACAGGCCAAAUUUUUCAUCAUCAGCAUGCGUUUGUUUUUGGAACACGUUCUUGGCGUGAUGCCGUUUGACGACCAACUUCGUGCAAAUGGUAGUCGGGCAGGGGUGAUCUACGCAGAUGGAGCUGCUGCGAAUUUUAUGGGCGGUGCGUUCCCGGCUGUGCAGCAACUUCAUGGACCCAUUGAGGAACAAGCUCGGCUUGCGUGCCACCCUCAUAUAGUUUUGCAUUUUGCCAAUCGGACUUCUCAAGCAUGGCUUCGCUCGGUUUUGUUGGCUGAGACGGACGAAGCUAAAGCUUUGUUGCGCAAUUGGCAAGAGAAAACUAUUCUGGCCGUUGAAAGCAUCAUGUCUUCCUGUGCAGGCACAGGUCGAUUGCACUUUGAAGAAAUUCCGUUUCGAGAAGACAUCGACUUGAAGCCCCAGCCGUACAGUGAGAAGUGGCGGGAAGAAGAUCGUUUUGAUGGCGGUGCAGAAGAAGAUGUCAAGGAGCCCGAGAAGAAACGUACUUCUGUUACGGUGGUGCCACCUGUGGUCGAUUAUCAUAUACGAAAAGCUAUGACAGGAGAAUCUGCUACAUCUUUUGAGGAGACAAAGCAAAAGGUGAACAUCAAGCAUAUCCCUUUGACUGGAUGCGUCAUGGCGCGCUUGCCACAUUAUCGUCUACCGGUGUCAGGGUAUGCUGCAUGCAGUUGCUCACUAUGUGCAAAGGCUCGGACAGAUGCUGAGGAACGUUCGACGAGUGGUUUUCCCAUUGAUGCGAAAGAAGACAUGCAGCAACAGUAUAUUGCGAACUUUUGCGAAGACUUGCAUGCUGUGUGUGCUUUGUCUGGCCACCUGCACGAACACAAGAACACGUGUUUCAAGUAUGUUGUGGUCGCAAGGACCGGAAAGGACCCUUUGCUGCCUGUGUGGCCCGGGGAAGGUAUCCGCUUGACUUUGGCAGCUAUGGUGGCGCAUCGUGGCAAUUUGAAUUAUCAGGAUUGUCGUCGAACGUUGACUGCUGGCUUUGACAGGGAGGAACUUGACUUGUUGCGUGAUCUGGGCGCAAAUUCUAUGCCGAUGUCGUCUGGAAGCAGUGGCUCAGUCCCUGGCAAUGACUUGUUGACACGACAAACAAAGAUCAUUGGAUCAGAAGCAACAGGCCAGCAGUCUGGAAGAUGUGGCUCAGUCCCUGGCACUGACUUGUUGGCACGACAAACAAAGAUUUUUGGAUCUGAAGCAACAGGCCACCAGCAGCGAGUGCGCUUUAGAGUUGUCAUUACUUCCGCUUUCAUUCUUGCUAAUGAAUUUUGGACAUACCAGGGUUUGCAGUGGAUUGGCAACUCGGAGGUCAGGGACCGUGCCCAGAAAAGAGCAGCCCAGUUUUUGACACCGUAUCUGGAUGGCCUCAUGUGCAAAAGGUUGAGUCGGACAUGUUUGGCUUUGUACCGGUUGGAGUUUGAGAGAACAGGUGCCGCCGAUGCUAAUCGAGUGGGCGAUCGAUUUUUGAGCCCGGAAUGCAGACUUCUUCAUGGAUAUGUGAAAGAAUGCGUCGUGGAAAGCAUUCGCACUGGUAUUCAAACCAGUUUUUAUACUUGCGACUACACCACCAAACCUUCCAUGACGUGUGGACCCAUGCUGAAGCAUUUGACUCAUGGGAUGAAGAAUCUGGAGGAGAAAAUGCAAGCUGAAGCCGAGCAAGAGGAAGCUCAGCGGCUUCAGCUUGCAUACCCGCUGCCGGCCGUGCGAGAAGGUCGAGGCUUGACUGCUGAGCAGCGGGAGGCCCGACGCCGCUUGUGCCGCCUUUGGACUUCAGCGAACCACGCAGUCAUGCAUGGCUUCUGUCUCAUGUCUCUCCAGCUUAUGACAGGCCGUGAAGUGUUACGGACGCACAUCUUCUGGCGCAUCAUGAUGAAGCGAGUACUUUGGGGCGUGUUUGAAGAAAUGCGCAGAAACGCUGAAAAACUCGCAGAUUCGUUUGAGCUACAGACAACCGCUGCAGUCGAGGACAUUGAGCUGCCGCCUGCAGGGACACAAGCAGCGGACACGCGGGCCACUUCUUUCUAUGAGGACUACUUGCAUCGAGGAAUCGCAGAGCCAUUAGCUUCUAUGAACUUGUAUGUCUAUGCAGUGCAUGUCAGUGCUGUGCCGUUACAGGAAGCUGGCAAGUUUGACCAUGGUGAGUUUGAUUUUUCGGAACACUAUGUCAAAGCGAAGACGCAUGUGCAGGUUCUUCAUGCGGCUCCUCGUAUUCCUUAUUUGCAUGGAAUAUCGAUGCCCACAAAACAGAAAGAUCCGGACAUGUGGGCUGCCGUACAUAUUGCCUUACUUCGAAAACAUUGCUGUGAAGAUGAGAAUGUUUGCGGUCAGGCGAGCGCUGUUCGCCAUAUUCACAUCUUCCCUGGAAAGUCGCGUGUGCGUGUGGUGUCUCCUGGCAACGAUGCUCGUAUAGUGCGAGAUUCCACUGGUGUGUUGGCGGAAUGGAAAGCUACUGAAGCCCGUGUGCAGUGCUUGGCAGACCGCGCAGAUGUUGUGGAUGUAACUGCUUUGCGCCAAUACAAAGUUCCUGGAACUGUGGAAAGCUGUGAUGUCUUGGAGUCUUUGCUGAAGAUGUUUACAGAGCCAAAUCGCCCAAAGACGCGUCGCACCUGGAAACAAGGUCGGCGCAAGCGGACAGUCUGCAGUACCGUACCGCUGGUAUCUGAAAGGAUCCUUGGAAAUAUUUUCGAUUAUGUGGGACAUUUGACGACAGAGGACGGUGAAGCUGUUUUGCUCGGGAAUAGUCCGGAACAUUUUGACACUUGUGUGUUGCAUCGACCAGACUUGGCUGCUGCAAAGCGAUGCUCUUACGGAUGGCAUAAUGAACAACUGACAGCCGCGGAAUACGUCGCCACCAUUAGCCGAGAAAUUUCCGCUAAUUUGGAUUUCAUGGCUGAAGCUCGGCGACGACCCAGACCUGGUGUUUUGCAUCCAACUGCCACCGAUGAGAAAGAAGAUGUGGGUCUACAAGGUGAAUUCGUGAAUGUAGAGGAUGUGGAUGACAUUCAAGAUCCAGAUGCAGACGAUGUGGAUCAAGACACGUCUCUUCGACCGGACAUUCAAUACAAACCGAUCUUGCAUGUGGCAUCCAAUGAUUUAUUUGACAUGGUGCAUCGCAGGAACGUGGGCUCGGGUCGGGCAAGUGCCAGCACCAAACGUUCAGAAGAAUUCUUGCGUCAAUAUGGUGGAAAAUAUUUGGAUAUGAAAGAAUCCCGUCCUUGCGCACGGGCUCCUGACACGGAUGUGCAGAGGCGUGCUACUUUCAACGUCGUUGCUGGCUUGAAGGCGCAGAAGUUUUUACAAGAAUCUCGAAAAGAAAAAGAUGAAAAGUUGAUGGACGCAUCAGAAGAUGAAUUCUUGCCUGGAAACGCUAGUCUUUUGGAAGUUCCCGCGGGCAUGGCUCCUGAGACUGAGGUACUUGUUCUCUCUCCUGCUGACAUGGCGUUGCGACUGUUGCAACAACGUCUGCCGACACGUCAGGCUGAUGGUACGUACCAAAUCUCGCCAGAUCAGUACAAGGCAUGUGUGUUGGCGAUAGCGCCCCUGCAGAAAUUAUGGGUCAAGGCGGGUGAGCAUGAUCUGCAGCAUUGUUUCGGCGCACGUGGCCGCCUUCGCGAGUUGCUGGCAUUGGUGACUCCGGACAUGAUUGCUCGAAUCUUCUUGCAUGGACCUGGUGGCUCGGGGAAAACCUAUAUGCUCACUCGAGUCAUACUGCCUGUCUACGAACAUUUCUUGCCCAAGGCAUCCAAAGGCAUCGCAGCGCAGAACUCCGCAGCUCGCUUAAUCACAGGUGCGACGUUUCAUUAUAUGUCGGCACUGAAACGAUCUGCGGAGCUCGGCCUACAGAAGCCGUCGCGGGACAGAAUGCAAGCAUUGGAGCGUCGAUGGCAGCAUGUGGCUCUGGCAUUUCUAGAUGAGAUUUCAUUGACGCCUCCUUCUUUGCUUGCAGUUUUGGAUGACGCAGCGCACUGGGGCAGGCAGUCUCUCUUGAAUUCGUGCUCCAGUGGCUCAGUCCCGGUGGGCGGAUCCAUUCCGGCGGCUCAGGCACUGGGGAAGAGGAAGACUCGGAGAAGUCGUGAUGCUGACGAUGCUUUUUCAGCUGGACAUGAUACAUUGGGAAACAUCUUGUGCCAAAUUCUGGCCGGUGAUUUUUUGCAAUUGAACCCAGUCCUGAACUAUUCUUUGAUGGAAAUAUUUGGAGUGGAAGUUCCCCGCGCACCUACAUAUGAACGCAUGGACGAGCAGUCGCGCCAGCGCAAGCAGCAGAUCGAUCGCAGGGGCUUGCAAAUUUUCGAUCGCUUUUUGCCACAAACGAUUUUGUUUCGAGGCAGCCAUCGUUUCAAAGCCGGUGACCCUUUGGCAGCGAUCCUGGAGAACAUGCGAAAAGAAGGUUUCCACCCACUGACUCCUGAACUCAAAGAUUUGAUACGCAAGCAAUUGUUUCGCCCUAGAGCAAACGAUCCUCGUCUUGAUAGCAAUUUUGUUAUGCGUGACAGUGACGGUCGGCAAGUGGGCCCAACGGGUUUUUUUGCCAAUGGUGUGUUUUCGGCAAUCAAUUGGGAUCAAGUGGCCCGCCUCCAGCAGAUCACUGUCUACGAAUCGGCGCGGAGCAGUUUUGGUGUACAUGCUUUCCAGAACACGAUGGAUGGUCGCCCGCUACAGUUUGUCAGACACUUUCCACCUGCUUUGGGACGCUCCUUCCAGCGUCGGUUUGGCCAAUGUUUGCAGAGUGUUGCCGAGGUACUGAAAUCGUUUUUGUUUGCCAAAGGGCAGGUGAUUUAUUAUGCGCAGGCAGUUGAUUUGGUGCAUCAGAAGGAAUACUUCGCUGAUCAAAGUGUACUGCGAGAGUGCUUGUCCAUUACCAAUAUGGCUUCGAAGACGUGCAAUUUGAUGGCCUUUGCACCUUUGCACGUUGGACUUCGCGUGAAGAUCGCCAAAAAGUUGAUGGCACCAGAGCUCGUGCAAGAAUGCCCUGCAGAGAUCGUUGCGAUCCAUGUUCAUCCGGAAGAAAGAUACGGUAUUCCAGGCUGCCCACCUGGCUUGUCACAACCACCACUUGGACACCCGUGUUGGACCGAAGGAAUCUGCCGAUUGGAUUACUUGCCUGCAAGCAUCACCAUUCGAGUUGAAGAUCGCGGAGACGAUUACACUGGUGAAGGCUUGCCUGGCAUCUGGCAUUUGGAUCCCUGCGAAGACGAAUUUCGCUUGCGAAUUCGUCGACGUGGGGAAAUUUUCUUGGAUGUCACUCGAGUACAAUAUCCAUUGGCACCGUGGAUGGCAGGAACAUACAACAAUCAACAAGGCAAAACUGUGCGGAACAUGGGCCAUACUAUUGAUUUCAACAAGCCAGAUUAUUUCACUGCGGAGGAGUAUACCCAACACGUAUACAUGAUUCUGGGUCGAGCCACGUGUUUAGAAUGGUCCCUAUUCAGGAACCUGCCUAUGCUGCCAGGUGGCUCUGACAUCGAUUUUGAUGUUUUCGAACAUGGCCCUCCGCAAUAUAUUGCUGACUUUUUGAAACGUUUGGAGGAUGUGGCUGAAGCUUCCCACGUCGCUGUGGAUACAGCCUUGCAAUCUUUACCAGGCUUCCCGGCGGCCCACCAAUUGCCGAAGCCGAUUGGUUUGGACAAAACUGGUGGUUUUGUGUAUGAAGACAAUGUGUGGCUCCUUGCAGUGUCAAAGACUCAGCAGCCAGAUGUUGGCAACAGGAAACGUCCCUGGCCUGGAAAAUCUACUGCAGAUCGAACGAUGUUUUGCCAGAGCUGGCAGUUACGGUUGUCGACUUUAUCCCGGGCUGCUGAUGAUUAUUUGUUACGCGAGCACAGAUUGCGUGCCUUUGCAGCUGAUGCCGGCGCUGGCGGCGACUGUUUCUUUUUGUCUGUGGCGGCAGCAUUGGAAACAUUGCGGGCUGAACAGCACAACUUGCCGUUGUCACUGGAGCAGCUGUUUUCUGUUGAUGUGAGUCGUGGGGCGAUGGUCAGACGUUUGCGUGGCAUUGUUGGCCAAGGUGUUAUGAAUUGGGGUCCCAAACAGUUUCUUGAUUUUGCCACGACAUGUUUGGCCAACGAAGUUGCAGGUAUGUGGUUGGAUUCUUGGAAGAUGUCGCGGCUGAUCGCGAACACACCGUUUGCUUUUCUGCAAGGCGUCAAUAGCGUUCAUGACCUGACGCUGGACGCAGCCAACGCAUUGAUUUUGCAUUGCAAGCAUGGAGAGAGUCCAAACCUUGUGCAGCAUAGAAUAGAUGCAGGCAGGGAUGUGCUGACAAAAAUGCAGCGAGCUGUGGCUGACAACAUCAGCCAGGUCGGUAACAACCACUGGGCAACGCAUACUGACGUGGACAUUUUGUCCCAGGAAUUACAUGUGUGUUUUUGCAUCUUUGGAAACGAACCAGUUCAAGUCAAGCAGCAGGGAUCACUCGGUGCUGCGAGUGUUUUGCAUUCUUACGCAGCCACCAUGGAUGGAGCGGAAGUUUGCAUAUGCUUGUACAACAUCUCUUAUCAACAUUUUGAACUUGUUUUCCUGGAUCUUGAAAGUGGAUUUCAAAGCGCUUUUCGAUUGCCGGAACUGCCGCUGUCUCUGGCGGAAGCAAUGACAAAGGCGAAUCCAUGA
Molecule: messenger RNA, 10845 nt
Organism: Cladocopium goreaui
Lineage: Eukaryota; Dinophyceae; Suessiales; Symbiodiniaceae
Source: the annotation of a GenBank genome assembly